Puccinia graminis f. sp. tritici CRL 75-36-700-3 is the source of this 3179-nucleotide messenger RNA. RefSeq lists its product as uncharacterized. Gene Ontology annotation, molecular function: transcription regulator activity; DNA binding; protein binding. The transcript is spliced from 5 exons. The record is from RefSeq and is a predicted model, not a curated record. NCBI's taxonomy places the organism in Eukaryota, Fungi, Basidiomycota, Pucciniomycetes, Pucciniales, Pucciniaceae. Gene Ontology annotation, cellular component: SBF transcription complex; MBF transcription complex. The coding region runs from base 224 to 2725 and encodes 833 amino acids.
CAGCACUCCUGAAAAAAAAAACAAGCAGAGAGAGAGCGUCAGCCAGAGUACAAAGGCUGUGUCGGUCGACUAUUUAUAAAUCCAUACAAACGGUCAACAAGUCACCCCAGGCUGUUGUUGACCAUCUCGGUUUCUCCUGUUGACCAUCAAAUAAAUAGACUCAACUGUCUACUUUGACUUCCUCACUCUUGACCGCUCAAGCUCUCCUCUAUCCUUCACAAGCAUGGCUGCCCACAAAACCACAAACGACAUCCCCGUCUCCUCCUCCCAUCAUAUCAACCCCGAAUCUGGCACUGGAACUUCAUCAACCCAAGCAUUCCCCAUUCCCAACAUAAAGAAUAAUCCGCAUGUCUAUAUGGCGGUCUACUCGUCAGUUCCGGUAUAUGAAAUGAUGGUCCGGGGGAUCGGCGUGAUGCGAAGACGCUCAGAUUCUUACAUGAAUGCCACCCAGAUCCUCAAAGUAGCCGGCUUAGAUAAAUCUAAACGGACCAGGAUAUUGGAAAGAGAAAUCAUUCAAGGAGAGCAUGAAAAAAUUCAAGGAGGCUAUGGAAGAUAUCAGGGAACCUGGGUACCAUUUACACGCGCACAAGAAUUAGCCACUCAACUAAACGUAGCUCAACUGCUAGCUCCCCUCUUUGACUAUCGUCCUGAGCCAAACUCUGAAGUUAACAUCCGAUCCACCAACACUAAGCCAUCCUCCAGUGCAUCACGUGCUAAUUCUCACAAGACCACUCUGGCGCGGCAGACUAGUCGGCAAAGCUUGAACGAGAAACGUGAGCGUUCUGGCGAUACAACUCCCCUCCCCCACGACCCGCCCGAAGCUGGCCCAAGCAAACGUAGCAGGUUAAAUACGCCCUCUCGACAAUCGAAUGGUAGUGCCAACACUCCUUCAUCACUUAUCGACCACUCUCAUUCAGCCAUGGAUCCCGACUUCAUUAUCCCUCACAGCCAAUCUCAACCCACAGCUGCUUCGCAAUGCACCACCUCAACAUUUGCACCCAUCCACGGAGCUACUGUCGAAUACCCGGCUGGACCUUCGCAUCUCCGAAAAUCCAAUUCCUCUUCCAGAUCUCACUUGGAAGUUGCUUUAAAAGCUGAACGGAAUAUACACACCUUGAUGGCACUCUUUUCCAACCCACCUGAUGGCGAUGAACUAGAAUCUGAGACUCAUCAUGAAAAUCCUAAUUCAGUAGCUGAAGUCAAUGAAGUCCUUGAAGAUCCUGAACUGGAAAUUGACACGCCAAUAGAUGAACAUUGUCACACAGCCCUUCAUUGGGCUUCUUCUUUGGCGCGACUUGGCCUCGUCCGUGCCUUCCUCCGCUCCGGUGCUGAUGUGAAUCGCGGUAAUGACGUCGGGGAAACACCACUUAUGCGCUCAACGUUGGUGACUAAUAACUUUGAAAGAGAGUCCUUCAACCAACUUCUUGAGCUACUGCACCCAUCCCUAUGGACUCUUGACAACCAAGAUCGAACGGUCCUGCAUCAUAUAUGCUUGACAGCUAGCAUCAAAGGACGCGGCGAGAGUAGUCGCUACUAUCUAGAAUGUAUUUGUGAAUGGAUUGUCAACAAACAUGGCGCACAGUUUGAUAGUCAGCUAUUUGAUGCCGUUGAUCUGAAUGGAGAUACAGCGUUGAAUAUUGCCGCCAGAGUCGGGAAUAAACAUCUAGUGCGUAUGCUUCUGGAUGUUGGGGCGGAUAUGACAAUAGGGAAUAAUUUGGGGCUCAAGCCAAUUGAUUUCGGAGUUGGGGCAGGUGAGACCAGCGCGUCAUAUACUGAUGAUAUGAUUUCAGCCCCUUUACGAAGGAAUCCGACGGCGUCUGCGCCCGCUCGUUCGUCGCGUGAUAUCAUCACAUCGAUAACAUCAUCGGUCAACUCACUUUCAGAAGAUUUUGAAAAUGAAAUACGAAGUAAAACAGAUAGGCUGGAGUCUGUCAGGGCACAAUUGAUGGUGGCUACGCGUCAGCUAACGACACAGAGGCGACAGCUCGAAUCACUCAAGCAUGAUCUUGACGAGAGAGCUCUACUCGAGCUGAGACUGAAAAAACUUCGCAUGGCCAUUGCAGAGGAAGAUGGGUUUGAUUGGACUGGUCGCUCGGAUCUCGAUGGUCGACCAGCUCAAGCGGGUAAAUUAUUUGAACAAAACGGGAUCGCCAGCACGCUUGCCGGUCUUUCAGCAUCGCAAAUCCAACUAGAACUUGAACCUGAUCCCUUCAUCCCGCCAGAGAACAAUCAAGACAGUUUAGUAUACCUACGCAGACUGGAGAAAUGGUAUGUCCGCGUACUCAGUCUACUCCGAGAACGAAUUGGGAGAAUGAAAGGCAGCAAUCUCGAGCAAGAGGCUAAAUACCUGAAAGUGAUCGGAUCGUUUAUUGGGAAUACAUGUACAAAUGAUUUGAGCUCUUCAGGGUCAAGCAUGACCGGCAGACCGGCCAACCAAACCACUUCAACUACCCAGGAGGUUCCCUCAAGGGCCACUCAAAACGUCAAUCCCGCCGACAUUCAUGAUCUAGAAUCCAUGGAUGGUCAUCGGCGAAAAGUCUCCACAACAGACGCGGUCAACAAGAGUCAUGAAUUUGGUAGAACUCGGUCCGAACUCCUCAAGGCCUCGAUGAUUGACAAUAAACUCUUGAAGCAAUUGAUGGCCGCUAUCGAAUCUGAUGGGCCCGAGUUGGAUCUCAAUCGGGUCGCUGGAUUCAUGCAACGCGUCCAAUCUGGAUCCUUAUGACAAGCCCCGAUCAUCCCAGAUUAACUAUCAAUGGUUAUUCAGAUCCUCUCCAUAAAUAACUCACUUCCUUUCCUGUUUCCGUUCUUGAAAUUUUAUAUAACAAACUGGCCAUCUUGAUUAUUCGAUUUGUUGAAGUAAAUAAAUUAUCCUCAAUUUACCUAACAGAAAAAUACAUAUAUAUGCUCGUAUUACUCACAUCCACAUCGUUACCCGACUCGAAUCUGAAUCCUCAUUGCAUAAAUUCUUGUUUCUGUUUAUCUUUCCAUUUUAUCUUAUUUUAUUUUUUUUGGUGAUUCCUCUUGUUUAUACCGCAAUUCAUAUUACAUAGCUACAUAGCAAUCAACGCAACCAGUAUCAUACAUAUCACAAAGGUCAACUUCUAAUCAUUCAAAACAUGUACAUACUACAUACAUACACAUAUCUAGUAAUGUACACUCUGAGAUUUUGAGCUGCU